Messenger RNA from Drosophila bipectinata, 534 nucleotides. RefSeq lists its product as uncharacterized. Lineage: Eukaryota; Metazoa; Arthropoda; Insecta; Diptera; Drosophilidae. The record is from RefSeq and is a predicted model, not a curated record.
AUGGUAGCCUUUUGGAUAAUAUUUCUAGUUCUACUAUCCUCUCUAAAUGUGGAGACGAAAUUCAAGAGUCUUCACUGUACCAACUACGAUGAAUCGCUGGGGACAAUAUUGCAAUGCCGAAUCAAGGCCAUCAACCGGUACAGGAACUCUAUAAGUAUUUGGUUCCGACAGAAACAGACCGUUAAUAAUAUUCAUAUGCGAGUGGAGUUUUUUAAAAGAGCCAAUGGCUGGCGACCUUUUCUCUACAAUAUUUCCUUUAAUCUUUGUGACUUUUUGUCAAAAAGGAAUAAUAUGAUUAUUGGACUGGCCUAUGAAUAUGUGAAGCCCUUUAUUCCGGUAGCCAAUUACACGUGUCCUUUUAAGAAAAAUCACCUCCUCAAGUGUACAGAUCUAGAAUUCGAUAUUGAAAAAUUCCGUAUUCGUUUCCCCAUCGAAACAGGAGAGUAUGCUGCCCAAAUGAGUUGGAUAGUCCGCAAGAAAGUGACUUUAACACUAAAUGGAUCAAUGGAAUAUCACAAUUACAGAGAACACUAA